CUGUUGGGAGAAAACGAAAUCCAAUUCGGUGGUUGUUGAUGUGUGUAAUUAAAGAGAAUCGAAUGGAAAUAAAUAUAAUUUCGCUCUCUAAAAAGCAGAUAGAACAGAAAAUAAUCCGAGCGUUGUAACGCAAAAAAACGAUUCGGAGAAAGUACAAAGCGCGUUUUUUUGCUCUUCUUUUUUACUCCAUUAAACUGUUAUAAAAGGCUUUUGUUCGACAUAACGUUAUUAUUAACUACUAUUCGUUCCUAGUCUCUUAGAAGUUAAAAAAUUCAACAUGAAAUCGUUCUUCGUCAUUUUCUGUGCUGUCUUAACGAUCUCCAGCGUGUUUUCCUACCCGACGGCGCCCGUGGAGGAUCAAGUACAAAACCCUAGCUAUAGAACGCAAAGACAAGUUGCAGGAAAUCACCACGAGGUCGUGGAUUUCGGAGCCCAUACGGGCGAUCACGGGGCCUUCGGGUGGUACGCAGAUUUCCCCGUCCACGCUUACUAAACUUUAAGCCGAUAAAACUUGUUAUAUUUUUUUUGU
Messenger RNA from Phyllotreta striolata, 529 nucleotides. The record is from the annotation of a GenBank genome assembly. NCBI's taxonomy places the organism in Eukaryota, Metazoa, Arthropoda, Insecta, Coleoptera, Chrysomelidae.